CUUAAGACAGCAGAAAUGCAAUUUGGGUGACUCAGUCACGCUGGAACAACUGAGAAGGUGCCGACAUGCCGACCCAAAAUGCGAAAAGAUCCACACCGUUUGUGGCUCUGGCUCAUGAUGAUCAUGAUCAUUGUUGUCACAUAUCCAACAAUCAGGUUCAAAGCAUAGCAAAUACAACAGCACCAUGAUUGUAUUCACCGUGGUUUACUAUAUUAUCGGUGCCAUCAACCUUCUGACAGGCGCCUUGGGAAUGAUAUCACCAUUUGGCAUUCUGGGAGACUUUACUCUUUUCUAUUCCGAUGCUCUCGGUGUGGAUGAAACCGAGCUGCUCACGGUUCACUUGGCCCGAAUGUGCCAGACGUUGGCGUUUGGUAUGGGGCUCUUGUUUGUACUACUGAGAGGGGAAUCGCAACGAGUACGAGCGAUAUUAUUGGCAGUCAAUUCCAUCACGGCUAUUUGGUAUUCUUUGGGAGAGAUAUUGUUCGAUGCUCCCCGAGCCCAACGGUUGGGUUUGGACUGGCCAGCCCCCGAAAAGGUGCAACAGUACUCUCGCCCUAUACAGUUUUUGAUUGGAGCGCUCGAUGGAGGAUCCGCUGGGGCAGCUUUUAUUGCAGUAGUGGGCCUCCUUGUGUCAAUCCUUGCAUACAUGAAGGCCAAUGAUGACCCGUCAAGCAAGAAAACAGCAUAACAGAACUAGAGAACUCCAUACUAGAUUUUCAGUUUGCUUUCUAC
Messenger RNA from Seminavis robusta, 732 nucleotides. The record is from the annotation of a GenBank genome assembly. NCBI's taxonomy places the organism in Eukaryota, Bacillariophyta, Bacillariophyceae, Naviculales, Naviculaceae.